Molecule: messenger RNA, 5301 nt
Organism: Danaus chrysippus (African queen)
Lineage: Eukaryota; Metazoa; Arthropoda; Insecta; Lepidoptera; Nymphalidae
Source: the annotation of a GenBank genome assembly
AUGAAGUCAUCGUGUAAUGAUAGACAGGCAUGCCUGCAUGAAAAUCGUGAUCCGGCUGGAAAAUUACGGUAUCCAGUAAGCACGUGGGGUCAAGAAACAGGGAAAAAUGAAACUCGACGAGGACGGGUUACCGGUCGAAUUGUAAAUAUAUAUUCUGGAUACAAACCCGAUCCAGUUAUGUGCCAAAACGAAGGAUUCCAGGCUGAUCCAAUGGAUUGUUCUGUUUUUUACCGAUGUGUUCAAUCAUCUCGUGGAAAAUUUAACGUUUUUAGGUUCCAAUGCGGUCCAGGCACGGUGUAUGAUCCAGAAACAGAAAUAUGUAAUCAUGCUUCUAAUACAAAGAGAUCUGGAUGUGGUGGUGCAAUUGCUUCAAAUAAUCUUGAAAUUAACGGAAACGGUAUAGACAUGCAAGAACUACCAUCACCUAUUACGACAUCACCAUCAAAUAUUAAAGUGAAUGUUUCAGUGGCCCCAAUAUCAAUUCCAGAGAAAGAUCUAGAUAUGUUAAAGAGUACAACACCAAGUUUAACAACCACUGUAGCAGUCAAUCAACAAUUUUCUGAAGCAUUCGAUAUUUCAGGGAUGUAUCCAUGGGAUAAUAAAAACAGCCAUUUCACUCCAAAUCCAUUGUUCUCGACAAAACCGGCACCAAUAGAUAAAAAUGAUCCUUGCACUUUUGAUGGAUUUGUAGGUGAUAGUUCUGAUUGUAAGAAAUUCUACAGGUGUGUCAACAAUUUCCGAGGAGGUUUUACACGUUAUGAAUUUGUGUGUGCUGAUUCAACGAUAUGGGACGAAGAUAAACAAAGUUGUAAUUAUGCCUGGGCUGUUCGAAGUAGAAGGUGUGGUCGAGAUGCUACUAGUAACAACGUAUUAAAUGACAUCACUACCCAUCACGAAAACGAGUAUAAUCUUGUAGAAAAAGAACCGAAUGAAAAUCAUUUCGGUGAAAAAAUUCAAAAUAGUUAUAAUUCUUACGAUAGUCCUACCAGUACCCACAAAAUUAAAGAUAAUACACGUAUCACUAGUAGUAGUUUCAGUAUGGUGACAAUACCUUAUGAAAACGGGAACAUUGUGACAGAUAAGAAUGAAGUCCCUUAUCAUUCUAAUGAACAACAAAAUAAUAGCUAUUUAUUCGGGACAACUCACAGUCAACAUGAGAAAAUAAAAAAGGAAUUAACUACGUCUUCAUACACAUCUUUAUCGACAGAACACACAUUGUUAAGCAGCAGUAUAAAUGACUCCUGGAAAUUAUUGAAUAAUAUUUGUACUCAAAGUGGUUUUAUGGGUGAUCCGAAUGAUUGUAAAAAAUUUUAUCGAUGUGUUGAUAACGGCCAAGGCAGUUAUACGAAAUACGAAUUUUCGUGUGGUCAAGGGACUCUUUGGGAUAGUGAGAUAGAGGCUUGUAAUCACGCAUGGGCUGUGAAAAGCUGUGGUAAUACAGCUUUCACUCAAAGCUUAACGUCGGAAACUAGCGUCUCAAGUGGAGUUAGUUCAGAGAUAAAUCCUUUACCUGAAGAAAUGAAUAAUAUUGAUGAUGACUUCGGUUAUCCUAAUGUAGUAGAUCAAGAUAAUAUGAAAACAACGACUUCAAAAAUUGAAACAACCUUUUCUUUACCAGCAACAAAUGAAGAAGCAAACAUUUUAGAAAAAUCAUGUUCUACAAGCGGUUAUUUUGUAAAUUCGCUAGAUUGCUCCAAAUUUUACAGGUGUGUUGAAAACGGAAAAGGGUCUUUCACUCGAUUUGACUAUAACUGCGGUGAAGGGACUGUCUGGGAUGAAAGUAUUGAAGCUUGUAACCAUGCCUGGGCUGUAAAGUCUUGUAGAUCAAAUUCAGAAAAUUUUGUUGAUACUGAACAAAUGACAACUAUAACUCUUGUUCAAACUACAACACAAAAAAAUAACGAAAACAAUGAUUACGAUUCCAUCUACGGUUCACAACAAAGUACUAUGGGAUCUAACAUAGUCACAGAGAUUCCAACAACUACUUUGAAACAAACACUGACUUCUCAAAAUGAAUGUAGCAUGAAUGGCUUUAUGGGAGAUAGUAUGGACUGUAAAAAGUUUUAUAGAUGCGUAGAAAAUGGCGAUGGUGGGUAUACGAAGUAUGAAUUUUCUUGUGGCGAUGGGACUGUUUGGGAUCCUGUUAUCGAAGCUUGUAAUCAUAAUUCUGGAGAUAAGGACUGUACAAGAUCGGCUAGUAAUAAUAAUGAUAAUAAUACUGUAGAACCAAUAAAUAGUAACGAAGAUUCAGGAAAUUAUAAUGGUACAUCAAGUAGUCAGGAUCCAGAUAAUCCCGUCCAAAUCCAAAGUACAACAAGCGUUGUUCCAAGUAACAAUAACCUCUGUGAAACUGCUGGAUUUAUGGGAGAUUCCAAUGAUUGUGAAACAUUUUAUAGAUGUGUUGAAAAUGGUAAAGGGGGAUAUAAUAGGAUUGAAUUUAAAUGUGCUGAAGGGACGGUUUGGGAUUCUAGUAUUGAAGCUUGUAAUCAUAGAUGGGCGGUUGAAAAGUGUGGAAAAGAUUCUACUAAUGAAUUGAUAGAAACUACUAUUGAUUCAAUGAGUACUGUUACUGACAAAACGCCAAUUUCUACAAAAUCCCCUGAUUAUUCAGAAACUUCAGCUCAAUAUACAUCCACGGAAAAGACUAACGAGUCUGAUGAUUCAUGUUCCUCAGAAGGAUUUUUCGGCUCGAGCCACGGGGAAUGCAACAAAUUUUACCGAUGUGUUGAUAACGGAAAAGGUGGUUUUGAUAAAUAUGAAUUUACAUGUGGCGAGGGAACAGUUUGGGACGAAAAUAUUAAAGCUUGUAAUCAUGACACACAUAAUAAAACUUGUAGAAUUUCUGACAGUAAGCCUCAAACUGAUACUACGAUCCCAACUGAAGGUGCUGAAUCCACAACACACGCUUCAAUCACAAAUGCUCAGGAACCUUCAAAACCAGAUGAUAAAGAAUGUAAAGCUGAAGGCUUUGUUGCUAAUCCUGUAGAUUGCCACAAAUUCUUCCGGUGUGUUGAUAAUGGUAAGGGUGGUUAUAAUAAAUUUGAAUUUUCAUGCGGAGAAGGAACAGUUUGGGUUCAAGAAAUUGAAGCUUGUGAUCACGAUACAGGUGAAAAUAGUUGUAACGAGCAGAACGUUGUAACAACAAAUAGUUCUCCUCAAGUAGAAACUAACACAUCAAGUGUCGUAACAGACCCUUCAUCGAGCACACAAAGCUCAGUUGAAGAUAAUGGUAAUCAAAAAGAUAACGAAGAGUGUACGAAUCAAGGUUUUUACCCAAAUAAAAAUGAUUGCCAAAGAUUUUAUAGAUGUGUAGAAAAUGAUAGAGGUGGUUUCACAAAAUAUGAAUUUACUUGUGCCCAAGGAACAGCUUGGGACACUCUUAUUCAAUCGUGCAAUUAUAUUGAUCAGGUAAGCAGUUGUAAAAGUGUUAAUAUUUCGGAAACAGAAAUGAAACCUGAUUCCACAGUUGAUACAGUAUCUGAAACACAAGAAAACACGACAUCAACAACAUUGCACCCGACAACUUCAAGUACCAAUCUUCCUGACAAAACUAUAUGCACGGAAGAAGGCUUCUUCGGAGAUAAAGAGGAUUGUAAAAAGUUUUAUAGAUGCGUUAGCAAUGAAAAUGAAGGCUUCGUGAAAUAUGAUUUUACUUGUAGUGAUGGCACUAUUUGGGAUCAAGAUAUUUUAGCUUGUAAUCAUGCCGAGGAUGUAUUAAACCCAUCAUGUAAAUUAAAUGGAACUUCAUCGACAAUUAGCAGCACUAGUAGAACAACAACAAAAACAAGUAGUAACACUGACGUUCCAACCGUUCCACCCACUACCCCUCAACCUUCUAUUUCAUCAUCAACACCUAUGGAUUCUGCAACAACUAUAAAAGAUUCUAAUUCAAACUGUUCCCAGUCUAAUUCAGAUUAUGAAAAUACUAAAAACUAUACAUGUACCAAGGCCGGCUUUUACGCCGAUCCAAAUGAUUGUAAAAAGUUUUACCGUUGUGUAGAUUGGGAGAAUAAUGGAGAAAAGUUUUCAAUAUAUUACUUUGAGUGUGGUGAUGGAACCAUUUGGGACCCAGCUUUAGAAACUUGUAACCACGAGGAAUCAGUUUAUCCACCUCGAAAUUGCAAUGGUAAAGAACAACAAAAUCAAACAAGUAGUGUUUCUCCUUCAACUACGGAAGUAUCUACCACGAAGCAAUCCGAAACAGAAUCUACUGGUAUUGUAACAGAAGCUGAGACAACGAGUACUACUACUUCACCGACAACAGAACAGUCAUCUACUACAACAUUUUCAACAACAGAGUCAACGUCCACUACCACUCAAAUGACGACGACACAACCCUCUACCACUCCAUCUCAACAAACAACAUCCCAAACGUCGACCACAGAAACUUCUACAGUAACAAUGUCAACAAGUACUGAACCUCCAACUAAACCUAGCACCACAACAAUUGCUUCGACUACAAACGAAUCUUCCACGCAACAAACAUCAACAACAAAUAGUGAAGAGCCGACGACAGAUUCAUCAUCACAAACUACUACUGAUAUGACAGAGGUAACUACUUCUGUAUCAACAACUACAACUGUGGAUGAAUCUACAACUACGAGUGCUCAAACAUCGUCAACAUUAGCGCAAGCUAGUACCACAGAAAUAACUACUACCACGGAAGAGAUUUCAUCAUCUACUACUGAAAGUCAAAGUACGACUAUGGAAUCUACCACUGCCACGAAUAGUCAGGAUAAUAGUACAGAAUCAAACAAAGAUUGUCCUGAUACUGAAAAGGAUCAAAGUUUAUAUGUUUGUCCAACUUCUUUCAAAAGACAUCCAAAAUAUUGUAACCUGUUCUAUCAAUGCACAGAGGAUAAUGAUAAUCAUGAAGUAAAAAUAGCUGUGUUUCACUGUCCCAAUAACACUAUUUACGAUGAAAAUAAGGUUCAGUGUGUAGAAGAAAAACAAGCAACUAAAAAAUGCAACGGGCAAAUAUCUCAGAGAAAUAGAAUAAAACGAUUGGGAGCUUAUUUUAAUGAACCGGUUAUUGUAUCCGAAAAUAGUUUAAGAUGUUCAGGAGCUGGACAUUUUCCAUUUCAAAAACAAGAACAAUGUUCACCAGCCUUUUUAAAAUGUGAAUACUCAACAAGUGGACAAUUGAGGGGAUACGUGUACAAAUGCCCAGAAGGAUUUGUAUAUUGGUCUAUUAGCAGACGAUGUGAAGCUAUAAGGAAAGUCAGGGAUUGUAAACUAUCGUCAUACAAUUGGAAUACGAGAUACGAUAUACCUGUGGAACAAAGCAAUAUAGCAUAUUGA